Molecule: messenger RNA, 1557 nt
Organism: Tricharina praecox
Lineage: Eukaryota; Fungi; Ascomycota; Pezizomycetes; Pezizales; Pyronemataceae
Exons: 2
Coding region: 1-1557 (518 amino acids)
Biological process (GO): proteasome-mediated ubiquitin-dependent protein catabolic process
Cellular component (GO): nucleus
Molecular function (GO): ubiquitin binding
Source: RefSeq, a predicted model, not a curated record
AUGGAUGAACUCGUUGCCCAGUUCAUCGCAGUGACGGACUCUUCUCCCCAGAAGGCGCAGUCGUACCUCAAGGUCUCGGAUAACGACCUUGGAAAUGCCAUCGCUCUCUUCUUCGAUACCGGCGGUGUAGAUAUUGAAGACAGCAGCCCGUCGGCCCCGCCUCCGCUCCCCGCGCGUCCUGCUGGACUCAGCCAACCCGUUCACGACGAUGACGAUGAUGAUGAUGUUCGGGAAGCCUUGAGGGCCAGUGGUACUCCGGGUUCUGCUGCUACGCCUCGCGCCUACGAGGACGAUGAGGCGAUGGCGAGGAGGUUACAGGAGGAGUUUUACGGAGCGAGCAGAGGGCCGGGUGGUGGGGAUGAAGUUCGAGCUCCCAUUGCGAGGACUACGGAAACGCUUGUUGGGCCGGACAUGGACGAUGACGGUUAUGGAAUUCCGGCGCGACAGCCACGAGUUCGAGCUGGGAUUUUCAAUCAGCAGAGUUCGGUGUGGAACCGAGUACAACCCGAGGAACUAACCCUCGAGGAGCGACGGCGCCGUAUGGCUGCUGCUACGGGAGGCGCUUCGGAGAGAGGGUCACACGCUGGGCGGCUGGCAGAACUGUUUAGACCACCUGUCGAGAUCAUCUCCCAUCUGGGUUUUGAGGAGGCGUGUGAUGACGGCAAGGAGCAACAAAAGUGGAUCCUAGUCAACAUCCAGGAGGAAGCGAAUUUUGGCUCCCAGAUCCUCAAUCGCGACAUUUGGAAAGACAAAGAGGUCCAACAGGCUGUCAUGGAGAACUUCAUUUUCCUGCAAUGGCUCAACAACGGCAGAGAUGGUCGGGAUUACGUGAGGUUGUACAUGCCCGACGCCUUGUCAGGAAUCGACGCCAACGCUUUCCCACACAUUGCCAUCAUCGACCCUCGAACUGGUGAGCAGGUCAAGGUGUGGAAGGAGAUGCCUAAAACACCUAUCGAGUUUGUGCACACAGUUUACGAAUUUCUGGAACGGUAUUCACUUCGUGAUGAUGACAAGAAUCCUGUUCAACGUGUGACGAAACCGAAGCCAAAGCCUGUCAAUAUCGAGGCUAUGACAGAAGCAGAACAGCUGGAGCUUGCUCUGCAGAAUUCGAUGGGCGGUGGCGCGACCGGCAACGAGGAUCUGGCGGACAACAUCGCGGAUGACGUCGAUUUGAUGGAUGUGGAGCAGCCCGAGCAGAAGUAUCUGGAGCCUAAAGGCAAGGCAAUCGAGCAGACACCUUUUCAGAAGAUUUCCGGUACCAAUCACCACCAGGAGCCGGCCCAGGGACCUGACUCUACGAGGAUACAAUUCAAGCUCCACGACGGAAGCAGAGUUGUUCGCAGGUUCCUCCUCAGGGAUACAGUCGAACGGCUGUUCGAGUUUGUCAAGGCGGACCUGUUGCCGGAGAAGGAGGCACAGAAGGACGGCGGAGGAAACCCUCACAAGGAGUUUGAGCUGGUCAGUAUGGGCAAGCGUCUGAUUGAAGUGUUGGACAAGACCGUUGAGGAGGCUGGGCUCAAGAUGGGCACCAUCAUGGUGGAGGCGUUGGAAGAAUAA